CAGCCAGCCAGCCGCGCUCCUCGGCGGCAGGGGCAUGGAGGAGCGGCGGGCUCCGAGCCGCGCCCCGGAGUCCCUGAAACUUCCGAGCAGGCGCCCGAUCGCGCCCCUGCCGCUGCCGCCACCGCCACCUCACCUGCCGGCCUGAGAGCGGGACCAUGGAUGAAAGGUUCAACAAGUGGCUGCUGACGCCGGUGCUCACUCUCCUCUUCGUGGUCAUCAUGUACCAGUACGUGUCCCCUUCCUGCACCAGCUCCUGCACCAACUUCGGGGAGCAGCCCCGCGUCGGGGAGGCCCGCCCGCCCGCCGCCCCGAGUCCCGCCCGACGGGCACAGGCGCCCCCAGAUGAGUGGGAGCGGCGACCCCAGCUGCCUCCACCACCCCGGGGACCACCCGAGGGGCCUCAAGGGGUCGCGGCUCCGGAGGAUGAGGAUGAGGAUCCGGGGGACCCCGGGGAGGAAGAAGAGGAAGAGGAGGAGGAGGAGCCGGAUCCCGAGGCGCCCGAAAACGGCUCCCUGCCCCGGUUCGUGCCGCGCUUCAACUUCACCCUGAAGGACCUGACCCGCUUCGUGGACUUCAACAUCAAAGGGCGCGACGUGAUAGUGUUCCUGCACAUCCAGAAGACGGGGGGCACCACGUUCGGCCGGCACCUGGUGAAGAACAUUCGCCUGGAGCAGCCCUGUAGCUGCAAAGCCGGCCAGAAAAAGUGCACCUGCCACCGGCCGGGCAAGAAGGAGACCUGGCUCUUCUCUCGCUUCUCCACCGGCUGGAGCUGCGGGCUGCAUGCCGACUGGACCGAGCUCACCAACUGCGUGCCGGCCAUCAUGGAGAAGAAGGAUUGUCCCCGCAACCACAGCCACACCAGGAAUUUCUACUACAUCACUAUGUUGCGGGACCCAGUGUCACGUUACCUGAGUGAAUGGAAACAUGUUCAGAGAGGGGCCACAUGGAAAACCUCUCUCCACAUGUGUGAUGGAAGGAGCCCCACCCCGGAUGAGCUGCCUACUUGCUACCCAGGGGAUGACUGGUCUGGGGUCAGCUUGCGGGAGUUCAUGGAUUGUAGCUACAACUUGGCCAACAACCGGCAGGUGCGCAUGCUGGCUGACCUCAGCCUGGUGGGCUGCUACAACUUGACUUUCAUGAAUGAGAGUGAGCGCAAUACCAUCCUGUUGCAGAGUGCUAAGAACAACCUGAAGAACAUGGCCUUCUUCGGGCUCACGGAAUUCCAGAGGAAGACACAGUUUCUCUUUGAGAGGACAUUCAACCUGAAGUUCAUCUCCCCUUUCACACAGUUCAACAUCACACGGGCUUCCAAUGUGGACAUCAACGAGGGAGCCCGUCAGCACAUCGAGGAGUUGAACUUCCUGGACAUGCAGCUUUAUGAAUAUGCAAAAGAUCUCUUCCAGCAGCGGUACCACCACACCAAACAGCUAGAGCACCAGAGGGACCGCCAAAAGAGGCGUGAGGAGCGGAGGCUGCAGCGAGAACACAGAGCACAUCGAUGGCCCAAAGAGGAUGGGGCCACAGAGGGGACGGUCACGGAGGACUACAACAGCCAGGUGGUUAGAUGGUGACCCUCUGCCUGCUCCUUUUUCGUGACGGGGAGAUGAGCAGGCACCUUGUCCUUCUGUUGGAUUACACUGAAGAAGGAAGCUGGGUCAGGCUGAGGAUCUCUGGCUGUGUGUGACUUAAUUCAAAUGUCUGCUUCAAUCCAACUGGAAAUUUUCCAUCUUGUUUUCUUUUCUCCUUUUCUAGACAUUUUCUGAUCACUGAUACAAGUGGGAUGGAAAUGUAUUGAACAGACCACUUUAGGGGGGUCAGAUGAGAGGCCUCAGAAAGGAGACAGUAUAUAGUAUCUUUGCCACUCACAGUGGGUCGAUUAGGGAACCUGAGGCCCACAGAAGUAUCCGGGAAAACCAAAACCAUGGCUUGUAUGCUCUGCUGAAUUCAUCACAGUGCACCCAAUAGACCACUGGUCUGUUCAGAGAAAGAGAGAAAGACCCUUCUGCCCUUAGAUGACCCUUCUCACUCUGUGUUGAAUUUGGGAACUGUUCAAAUGAGGUUUAAAUCAUGAAUAACAUGGUUUGUCUCUGCAGAUGGUUUUAAACAAGAUUACCAUAAUACCGACCAUAACUAGACUCUUAGCCUACAAACUGACAUCAGAAACCUAAGCCACAGGUCCACUCGGUCUUUUAGGGGAUAGGGAGUGAACACAAGGUAGGGUUGGUUGUGACCCUGAGAAAUGAAUACUAAUGAGACAUUUUGGGGAACACACUUAUUUAGUAAUGACUAAGGAGAUUGCACUUUAUCAGUGUUAAUCCUCCAAGUAAAGAAUAAAUUUUUAUAAAUUAGGAGAAUGAAAGCAAAGAAAGCAGAAAAAAACCUCCACUUCUAAGCUAGCUUUAGAACCUUAGUUGUUACAUUAAAAGAAUGUCAGACUCUUGCCUUUGUGGGGCAGACACCUUUUCAGCCAGGUUUGAAAUUCUGCUAACACAGAAGAAAAGAUGUUUUCAAAAAUCUUUAGUUAAAGAACAGGAGCUGAACCAAUGAGGACACACAAUACAUCCCAGGUCAAUAUAUGAGUGGGGCCAGGAGCUGCAGCAUGGCAUCCAUGAGACAGUUAUAUCAGUUCAGAAGGAAGCUGCAUCUGACAUUUACAGGGUGCUUAAACCUCUGUCUUCCCACACAAUCAUUGCUUGUUCUAUGGCUACAACCAGAGAACCAAGAAACAGUAUACAAAACUGGGCCAAAAAUGUGCUGCAUUGCCCUAGGUUUCUUGCUUUUACCCUUCCCAAGCCACAACAACAGACACUUCUGGAAAGGGAUAGGAAGGAGGGAGUAGAAAGCCUUUGCCUCACAUUCAGUGAAGGAGCAGAGUGAGUAGAAAGUGUUACAUGUUUGUAAGAUCAGUCCUUUCAAGCAGCUAAAGGCCAAAGGCUGGAGACCCAGAAAUCAGCCUGGAACACCUAUUUCACUGAUGCCCCAUGUGUUUGAUGUUUAAGCCAGCUCUACACAAGGCACUGCUCAGCCUUCGGAAUGUUCUCUCUGGGGUUGAAAGGCCAUCAUCUCCCAGUGUCUAUGGGGGGACAGAUGCAAGUGAGCCUAGCAUCUUUUGUAGAUUCCAAUGGAGAAGUAGCUUUGAUGUUUCUCUUAUUGUGCUUGGCGUCUAGUAUACUGAAUGAAAUGAUAUCAUUGGAUGGCCUUCUUGUGUCAUGCAUGUUCUAAGAGACGCCCCAUGCUAUACCUUCAAUAUAUCUAGUAUAACAAGGUGGAUAUUGCUAGUCCUCAUUAUAUAGUUGAGAAGAUGAAGCCCACACAUGGGAUGAGGCUUCCUUGAAGAUUGUAAGGUAGACCUAGCUGGCCACAAAGCACAAGAUAUUCAUGUAGCACUUCCCAUGUAGGGUAAAUAUGCCUGCCAAUCAUAGAAGAAGCCAGAUGUUCUUACGCUGAAGUAUUUGCUCCUGGUCCACACAGGUGGCAUAAAGUGACGAGACUACACUUGCAGUAAUCCUGAGUUCUUCUCCCCUAGGGUGAGUUGCCCCCUCAUCCUUUUCUCACUAGUGUGCUGAGAGAUGGAAGACUUCUUUAGCAACCAUAAUUUUUGAGUUACACACAAAAGUAAAUUUAAAGUGGACAAUUAACUAUGGCUUUUUCAUUGGUAGAGAUGAAGCCUCUCAAAAUAUCCAUGUAUAUCUUUAUGAUGAUUUGCUCCAGAGGAGGUAGGGGAAAGGGGGAAGGGCAGAGGGAUGAGAAGAACACAUUCAGUCAUUGAGAUCUAAUGUUCUGCCAAAAAUGGAAACCUGUAAACUGUGCCUCUGCCAUCAACUGUGAUACACACAUACAUACAUGCAACACACACAUGCACACACACAUGCACACACACACACACACACACACACACACACACACACGCCUCAGUGUUUUUUCAAAUAGAAAAUCAAAACAGACUAGAAAGCAUCAGAUUAAUUCUUUUAAACUCACUUUACAUUUUUGGCAAGGAAUCCUGGAGGCAGCCUCUGCUACCACCACAUUAUUCCUCUGGAAUCUUAGAGUUUAUAUCAAAAGGCUUCCUGCCACCUCAAGGCUGAGUGUAGGAUGCGUGGCCCUCCCUCCACUUGGAAACAGACAACAGAAUGAUGCGAGAAGGAGAAACCAUCUCUGUGUUGGCCCCAGGCCAGUGCUAAGUGAAUUGGAAAGACUACCAUGGGCUCCCUCACUCAUGAGUUCCAUUCGGAAGCAUCACAGUUGUUAUAUCCCCGGGGUCCUGCUUGAUAGAAAUGGAGAGGUGGGAUAUAGUGCAUUUUCUGAAAAUUGACUGCACAGCUCCAUUCUGGGUGAUGCUGCAGGAAUAGAUGCCAGUGGCAGGCACAGGAAGCUAAGGAUGCAUGGGAACUCAUCAGCCUUAAGGUCUCAAACCACAUCGACUCCAACUACAUAGACAGGAAAAACAAUCCCUAGAUAACUCCACUUCUUGUGCACUCCUCCAAUCCCCAGGCAGGUGUUUUCUCCCUUCUCUUGCCAGUUGCAGCAGAAGACAGUGGACUGGUGUGUGUGUGUGUGUGUGUGUGUGUGUGUGUGUGUGUGUGUGUGUGUGUGUUGUGUGUCACACACAUUUUGUUCAUAUUUUGAUAUGGACUAAGACAGACACUUUUUUUUGUCUCCUUCCAGCUUCCUCGAAGCCUGCUCUUGAUACUAGGGAAAACAAUUAAUAACUUCACCAAUCAACGUUGACAACACUUAAGAAAAAUUAUGUUACUAAAAAAUAUAAAGAUGUGUUUCUUUAUCAAAAACCUAAUCAACAAUUUGAACUAAAGAUCUUCAUUUGAUCAGACCAUUAACAUAAUAGUCUUAAAAGUCUGGAUGGAGAGGGGGCUAAUCCUCUCUUAUUGCUUCUUCAUUUUAAGACAUAGCAUCUACCUCCUGACCCAAGGUGUCUGCUCUAACCACAGCCACCUAAUUUUCACUCGAGACAGUGGAGUGGAAGCACAAGCAAUUGCAGGUACUGCUCGCAGUCACGUGCCAUUGGCUGGAAUCUAGACAUUAGUCACAUCCAGUUGCAGAGAAGACAAGAAAAUGUCUUUUUACUCAGUGCUGGGUGUCUUGAUAAGUGGGGAGAGCUCCAUUGUUAAAGGAAUGGUGGGAAAUUAAUACUGAUAGAAAACUACCCGUCCCCCCCCCCAAAAAAAAGGAAAUGGAAAAAUGCCAAGUCCUAUUCAGUAUCAUUUAUUUUCUCAUCAGUUUUUACAAAUGAUGAGAUUAAAAUUCUCUCUGUCAGCAUUUAAUGCUUUUCACAACAUGUAGUAUCCCACUUGGCCUACCUUACAUUCUUAUGCACUGACUGGCAUUUCCCAUUCUUUUACAUUUGAUCAUUUGGAAUGAUUCAGAGAUGUUGGAAGACACCACACACACACACACACACACACACACACACACACACACACACACCACAGUUCUCAUUCAUUUGCAAGGAAGUUGCUCAGAGCCCACGGCCUUUCAGCCCCGGAGCUUUUCCUACCACUAUAUUCUGUUUGGCAUCAGUGUUGGGACUGGGAAUUGCAAGAGUGGGAAAUCUAAAUCUUUAUUGAUUUCUGUCUUCCUUCAACUUGUUGUGGAGCUGCAAUGACCUAGAAAAUGCCAUGGACAGGUCCAGUAGACUCUCAAUUCUUCCCCCAGUGAAGGGGCCUCUUACUUGAACGGAAUGCUCAGGUAGAGAGUGGUACAAGGGAGUCAGAGAAAAGCACAGGAAUUCAGGGGAGACACUCAAAUACCUCUAGCUGGAUGUCGACCCUAUUCCACCCUCAAACUAUCCAACUCAGAGACUGAGGGGAUAAGCUUACAACUCCAAUGGGACACACAACAUUCAAGAAAUUCAGAAUCAGUAGCUGCCUGUUAGGAAAGCUUAAGGGGUGAUCAAUAGGACCUCUGCUCAUAAAAGGCCUCCCUCUCUCUACUUUUUCCCCAGGUCACUGGUAUUUUAUCAGCAGCAUAUCGUUACAGAUAUUUCAUAUUUUAUUUGCUAUUCUUUUGCCCAUUGCUGAAGGAUGAAAUGCUUUAAGCUGUAAUAAAUAAACAACUUCACCCAGUCUAUCUGAUUCCUUCCCAGACGUGUCAUGUGGCUGAGAAGAGGGUCAAAAUGGGGUCACACGAGACACAGAGGACUACAGACAGUAGGGCAGCUCUAGGAAAAAGUAGAGCCCAGAAGGACAGACCACCAGAGACAGACCAUUAAAACAUGUGCCAGUCAGUCGUGGAAUACUGUUGGUGAAGACAUAGCUUUUGUCCUUAGGAUAAAAGGUAGCCUGGAAACAUGUGACUUAAUUCUUCUAGCCACUUAGAAAAGCACAGGAUAGGGCACACCCACAAGCAGAAUUAGAGCCUCAGGUAGAUGUGGGGUCUGAAGGUUGACUAGGGAGGAAGAGUUGGACUAAACAGAGCUGUUUUUGACACAGGCAAGAACACACAGUUGUGAUCACAGCUGUGGUUUUUAGGUUUUCCUUUUCCAUCACUGUCAUUGUGUGUCUACUGGUCACCAGAACUUUAUCUGAAAGCCUCCAGGCUGGGUGGUGGGCUGGCUUAGGUGACCAAUGCUGCCCGGUUCAUGACUUCUGGGGAUCAUGCAGCUGUUCUUUCUCUCCAAACUUCUGACUUCCCUUAUUUAACCUGUUCUAUCUCUAAUGGAUACUAGCCAGUGUCAGCUCCGUUCUCACCAUAUUCACCAGGACACAUCUGAGUGAAUUCUCUGAAACUCAAUGAGCCCUCCUAGACAAUUAGGGGAAUUAUGAGUUUUGUCACCUCUGGGAUACAAUAGCCGUGGACCCAUCCUCGCCGUCUGUUGUCGGAAUUGACCUCUCUGCAGUAGUGCUGAGAAUCCUGAUGCUGGCCUGUUGUGAACUCUAGAAUGCUUGCAAGCCUCUGCACUUCUCGGCAAGGACUGGGGGUAGCCUGAUGGAACACUGGAAUGCUGAAUUUGCAGACACUGACAUGAAGGUGUUUCUGAAGUCUGUCUUCUUCAAUAUCCACAGGACAGACUGCAACUGUCUACCUUCAGCAAACUGAGGGUGACUCUAUGAGAUCUAUGUUCUGCCUCACUGUGGGAAAGGCCAGAGAUCAGGACUAAAAGUCCUCAGCUCUUGCUGGGAAAACAAUGUCCUGACAAGCAGUUUUGUGUGACUUAGCCAUGAUCCCACACCUUCCAUCUCCUUGUCAUGCUUUGUUUGAAUCAUAUGACCAAGAGUUUUCUUCGAGAAGUACUUUCUGGGUUUUGCUUGCAUUUUGUUCUUCUUCUUUUUUUAAUGUAUCAAAUGUUAGAAAAAUCUAAAUCUUUAUCUGGUGCCCCAUUCUAGAUGUAAGAUAGUUAUUCAAUAGAUGCAAAUUAUUUCUUCUAGGAGGUGUUUCUUCUUUUGUUUCUGUGCAGUAUGUAUGAACUUGGUUAUUAGGAGACUAUAUUGUGACAUUACCAACCUUUAUUGCUAUUUAAAAAAUGGUAGUUUGUAGAACCAAAAUUCCCAUUGAUGUGAAGCACAAAAUUUAAUGAGUAAGUUAACAUAUUAAACUGUUGUGAUGUCAAGAAUAA
This is a messenger RNA of Peromyscus leucopus (white-footed mouse), 7570 nucleotides long. It is a transcript of the gene Hs6st3, whose product is annotated as heparan sulfate 6-O-sulfotransferase 3. Gene Ontology annotation, cellular component: membrane. NCBI's taxonomy places the organism in Eukaryota, Metazoa, Chordata, Mammalia, Rodentia, Cricetidae. Gene Ontology annotation, molecular function: heparan sulfate 6-sulfotransferase activity. Bases 156 to 1571 code for a protein of 471 amino acids. The record is from RefSeq and is a predicted model, not a curated record. The transcript is spliced from 2 exons.